GACAGCCCGAGGAAAAGACCCGGUGUACCCGUCUGUCGUUAUCCGUAAGGAGGUGAGGGAGAACGAUACUCUCAUUUCUCUGCUCCUGGACGGGGUGUGUCCUUGUGACUUCACACGUCAGGAGGGCGGGGCUUGUCUGCGUGACGUCGCACGAGACCAAGAAAGGUCAAAGGUCAAGGUCAAGGUGACGCCUCUGGAUGUUAUUGCCACUUUGGGUGACGUGGACCUCCUCGUUCUGUGUAUUCAGAGAAUGAGUCUUACAGACAACAACUACAACAAACGCUUCUGCCAUGGAUUUAGCUCACAGACUUCGGAGCCUGUUGACAACGCUACAUCUUGCCUAAGUCUGAAAACAGUGAACACUUGUGACUGUUUGUGCCAGGAUAAUAAUAAUGAUAAAAACUUCAAUGAAACUUGUGAAAAUUGUGACGGCGAACUUCAGUGGGCAGAAUCUUCCAUGAGAGACCAAUCUUCCGACAGUUCUGUAACAUCUCUAGAAGCUCAGAAACUGGAAGAAAACGAUGCUCAAAACCAGUUGAGAACGUUGUCUUCACUCGACCUGUCUAUAGUCUCAGCAAAUGGUCACGAUGCAGAUCCAUCCCUCUCGUGUGCCAAAAAAAGAAAACGAUGUAACGAUACUGUGUCUCGUCAUCUUCUUUCUGACAACAGAGACGGAGAAAUAGCAAAAGACUCCAAAGAACAGGAAGGAGACGACGCAAGUAUAGAUGGAUGCUUGGAUAGAGACUCGAAUGGGUACGCGGUCAAUACAGAUGGAUACUUUGAGGGAUGCGCAGCCAGUACAGAUGGAUACUUGAACGGAUGUGCGGUAAAUAGACAUGGAAUCUCAGAUGGAUACACAGCAAAUAGAGACGGGAGCUCAGUCACUCCCAUUGGAAAAACUGUUGGCCUCGUUUGUCCUUCAGUUACCACACUCUCAGAGCAGCUGGAACAUGAUGCGUCCUUAGACAGUGCCCAGGAAGGGUGUGUGUGUUCUGGGAAACUUGGGUCGUUCUCGGGGGGAGGGGAGAGGGAUGGGGGCUCCCUCUCUAUAAAUGACGUCGAUAUGGAAGAAGAGGAAAGAGAAGGAAGUGGUGGGAAAGAAGGAGGAGAUGGAGGGGGGCGAGAAGGAGAAAGAGGCGCCAAAGAAGUAGAUGGAAGGGAUGAAAAUGGAGAACAGUUACGAGAAAGAGGUGAAAAGGAAGGAGAAGAGGAAGAAGGAGAAAGAGGCGCCAAAGGAGUAAAUCCAGAUGAAAGGGGUGGAAACGUAGAGCAAAUUGGAGGAGGAGGUGAAAAAGAAGGAGAAGAGGAAGACGGAGAAAGACGUGAUAACGGAGAAAGAUUAGGAGAAAGAGAUGGAGUAGGAGGAAGGGGAGGAGUAGGAGAAAGCGGAGAAGAAGACGGUGACGGUUAUCUUGAAAGAGAGGAGACAACGGUGUUGAUAGACAACGCCCUGACUCAGGACCAGAUCGACGUGCUGAGGACCCGGGUGAAGGCGGAGAGUCUCGUGUCGUGUGUGCUGCACUCCAUAGAGCACCACAAUCCACACAUGCUCGCCUCUGUGCUGGCCCUGCCCCGCUGUCACGUGAUGUCUGUGCUCGCCUUCUGUAGAGACCGCGGGCGCUACAUGUUUCCCUGAGGCGCUUCGAGCAGGCAGAGGCGAGUUACUUGGCAUGGUACAACCCACACUGUGUUCACGGCAGACUGGAGCAUCUCGUGGGUGUGGCUUUACAGCCCUUGGUUGUGGAACUGUGCAAAGACUGCCUCCGCUCCUUGUUCCCCAACACCUUCAUCAUGUGCGGACACACAGUGGCCGUCAAAUUCCACCGGCGUCUCCAUGACAACGAAGCCAUCACAGACACGCUGGUGGCCGGAAGCUGCUCCACCCCUCAUCCGUGGCCGACCGGCUCCCCGCCCCGCAAAGUGUCCAUCGUCCCAGCAUGCUCGGCCGCUACUGUGGGCAAUGUCCAGCUUCUGGCACGCAUCAUCCCUGGGCUCGUGGGGGAGGGGAAGGGUCACGGGGUCAAGAGGUCGUCCUUGCCACUCAAGGGCUGCUUGAGGAGGUGCGAGAAAAUACGUCCCAAAAACCUGACUUUCCGGCCAGUUCUGACCGAGUCGUGCGGGGAGACGCUGGAGGGGGAACUCAUAGUGCACGCCAUCUACAGCGGGUCGGAUGAGUGCGUCAAACUUUUGCUGAGCUCUAAGACUCGGACUUCCUGGCCCGGAUGAUGUUGUCCCGAUGCAGGGAGAUGGACCCUGAUACGACCCUCAUGAAAAAGGCGAUGGUUAAGGGCAAGCUGUCCAUCGUAGGCUUCCUGGUAGACCACGGGGUGAGUGGGGUGUUCCGUGACCAUCCCUAUCACCGCCCCGCUAAGAGAGAGGGUGAGGAAGAGAAGCUGUCUCUCGUGGAUGCCGCUCUGAACAGCACGCCCAAUUCCAAUGUGGCCGUCGUGCUCAAAUAUCUCAUUGUGGAGAAGCAUCAGGACGUUGGUAACCCGAGUUCUCUCUACGUACACAAGGCAGUGUGUAAACGCUGUUCAGUGGAGGUGAUAAACAUCCUGAUUAGACAUGGGGCUCCUGUCAAUGUCUACGACUCUGCGGGGAUAUCGCCGUUGUACCUAGCCCUUCAUUGCGGUCCCAAGAACCAUAUAGCGCCUUUGUUGAAGGCCGGAGCCUCCAUCAGAUGUCUUUCUCCGGCUGGUCACUUCUCGACGGCCAUGAUGGAUGCGGUGAAGAGGCGGGAGACGGACGUUAUACAGCUGCUGCUGCAUUGUGGAUACAGAUGCACGGAGGAAGACAGACAGAAACUGCACGCCGCCCAGAGGUUGGCUGAUUACGCGGUGGUGUCCAUCUCUGACCUACUUAGCCAGCCCAUGCCCCUUGUAUCUCUGUGUGCUGUCAGUCUGAGGGAAGGCCUGGGGGACCAGCUCAACACAUACCUGGACCACGUGCGGUGUCCUGCCAUUUUCAAAGACUUCAUACAUUGCAAACACCUCGUGGAAAGAUUUCUGUGAUCUGUGACGUGUGGAGUGCAGAGAUUAUGUUCAAAGAUUUUAUACAUUGCAAACACCUCGUGGAAAGAUUUCUGUGAUGUGUGGAGAGUGAAGUGUAGAGUGUACGGUUUGUAGUUUUGAGUGCCUAAAGUAAUGUUCAAAGAUUGUAUACCUUGCACGCACCUCGUGGAAAGAUUUCUGUGAUGUGUGACGUGUGGAGUGUACGGUGUCUAGUUUUGAGUGCAUAAUGUUCAAAAACUGCAUACAUUGCAAAUACCUUGAGGAAACAUUGCUGUGACGUGGGGAGUGUGGGUGCAUAAAUGUUUAAAGACCUCAUACAUUGUAAACACUUCGUGGAAAGAUUUCUGUGACGCGUGGAGUGUGAAGUGUGGAGUGUACGGUGUGUAUUGUGUAGUUUUGAGAACAUAAAGUAAUGUUCAAAGACUUCAUACAUUGCACACACCUCGUGGAAACAUUCCCACGAAGUCUGACGUCUUAUGACAGAAAAACGUACAUGCCAUAAACGAAAUUUUAAAGGAGAGGCCAAAAAUAAUACCUAACUUUGUGUGUGUGUUCCAACUUAACUAAAAUUUGGUCGUUCUGAUUAUUUCAUGUCAAUAUUCAUUGACCAGUGUAACUUUUGUCUGAUCUGCUGAAGAAUAAAGUAGAUAGUUAUGGAGUAAGUGAUGAAAAUUUCUUUUGUCAUAACAAUAUCGAUAUCAAAAUAGGUCACAACGUACUGUUUAAAACAAAAACAAAUCUUCUUUAAUUGUAAUUGUACAGCCAAAAAACCAAGAUAGGAAGGACAGCCAUGAACAGAGGUUUCCCCCUUGUACAAAAAACGCUAAGUACCCUAGUUCCGAAUAUUAUAUAAUAUACAUUUUUUUGCCAUAAGACGGCAGACGUGUGGAGUGUGGAGUGCGCGGUGUGGAGUAUGCUGGGAAUGGAAACAACGAUCUGACCAUAACUAUAGCCUGGUAUAGGAUAAUUAUGCCUGAGUUAAAGGACAUUUUUGCUGAGAUGAUAUUUUUAUGACAUACGCUAACAAAAUAUAAUAUAUUAUGUUAUUUUCUGAAAA
Aplysia californica (California sea hare) is the source of this 4068-nucleotide messenger RNA. RefSeq lists its product as uncharacterized. Lineage: Eukaryota; Metazoa; Mollusca; Gastropoda; Aplysiida; Aplysiidae. The record is from RefSeq and is a predicted model, not a curated record. Gene Ontology annotation, molecular function: protein binding.